Messenger RNA from Macadamia integrifolia, 1419 nucleotides. Its product is annotated as disease resistance protein Roq1-like. NCBI's taxonomy places the organism in Eukaryota, Viridiplantae, Streptophyta, Magnoliopsida, Proteales, Proteaceae. Gene Ontology annotation, biological process: signal transduction; defense response. The transcript has 5 exons. Bases 1 to 1419 code for a protein of 472 amino acids. Gene Ontology annotation, molecular function: ADP binding. The record is from RefSeq and is a predicted model, not a curated record.
AUGGGGUCGGCUUCUGCCCACUACAAUGAGAUAAGGAGCCAACUUCCAUGUCAAUGUGGAAAACCAAAUGAUGUUGCCAUUGGAGCUCUAGGUGGUCAGAAACCUGAUUUCAUCAUGACAUGCACCAAUGCUGGUUUUGCCUCUUCUUCUUCGUCGUUAUCCUCUUCGGGUUCGAGCUAUGAAGUGUUCUUGAGCUUUCAUGGAAAAGACACUCGUACUAGCUUUACCGAUCUCCUCUACAUCGCCUUGGUUAAUGCUGGGAUUCAUACUUUUAGGGACAACGAUGAACUCACAAUGGGGAAGAAGAUUGAGUCGGAGUUAAUGGCUGCGAUCGAGCAGUCGAGAAUCUCUAUCAUCAUCUUCUCAGAGAAUUACGACUCGAGCAAAUGGUGUCUCAAAGAGCUCACUAAGAUCUUUGAGUGCAAAAACACAAAAGGUCAGUUGGUUCUUCCCAUUUUCUACAAUAUCGAACCCACGGCGGUGCGGAACCAGAUCGGGAGCUAUGCAGAGGCCUUCAAGAGACACCAGACAUGUUUCGAUGAAACGACCGUGCAGAAAUGGAAAGAGGCUCUGAGAGAGGUUGGAUCAUUGAAGGGAUGGGAUUCUACGAACACUGUUGACGGAUACGAAGGAAAGUUAAUAAUAUUAGUUGUUGCAACAGUUUGGAGUACAUUGAACGACAAGACAUCCUCAAUUUUUUCUGAGAACCUAGUCGGAAUCGAAUCUCAUAUGGAAAAUAUGUUGAGUCUAUUAAACAUUGAAUCUGACGGUAGAAAAAUUGUGGGGAUCAAUGGCCUUGGAGGCAUUGGCAAGACAACAAUUGCCAAAGCCUUGUAUGAUAGAAUAUUUCUUCACUUUCAAGGAUGGAGCUUUAUUAAAAAUGUCCGAGAAACUGCUCAACGUCAUAAUGGACUUACCAGUCUACAAAAUCAGCUUUGUUGUGAUAUCCUAAAAUGGAAAAGACAAAACAAUGAGGAGGUUGAUCAUCAACAACUUGAUUGGAUGAAAAAAAAGAUUCAAAAUAAUAAGGUUCUUAUUGUUCUCGAUGAUGUGGAUCAAAACAUUCAAGUAGAUACAUUACUUGGGGACCGUAGGUGGUUGGGUAGUGGAAGUAGGAUCAUUAUCACAACCAGAGAUAAGGCUAUCUUAAUUACUCAAGAAGUAGAUGGGAUUUAUGAGCCUAAAGAAAUGGACUCAUAUCAAUCUCUUAAACUUUUUAGCCUUCAUGCUUUUAGAAAGGUCCAACCUCCGAAAGAAUAUCUAGAACUCUCAAAAGCUAUGGUGGAAAUUGUUGGAGGACUACCCUUGGCUCUCCAAGUUGUAGGUUCAUCUUUAUUUUGUUUGGGAAAAUCAGUAUGGGAAGGCACAUUGGAGAAGUUGCAAGAUAUUCCUAAUAAAGAGGUCUCUGAUAAUAAUUAG